AAUACCAUGAUUUGUCACUGGAAGAAAGGAGUUUACUGUACAGUAUACUACUAGCAGAUAACUUUACUUUGCAUGUCAACGACAGAUCAUUCCUGAACAAUUUUAGAAAAAGAUUCUUUCCUGAACACAUCUCAUUUGAUGAUUCUAGUAUGGAUAAUUUACCUGCUGAAAUCUUAAAAACACAUGACAGUUUGCAGACCUUCACCUCUGAGAACGUCAGAAAUGACGUCAUGUACGCAUUUGUGACAGAGUGCCUCGUUUUGGACAGGGAUAUGGAUGUGUUCCUUGAAACAGUGUCACGUUCCUUCAUAUCAGAAUUCUGUAGAUCCUGGGGAUAUGAAAGAAGAGAGGGGGAGAGGUGUAUAUAUAUUCAUCAACCACGGCGAGAUAGUCCGGAGAAGAGGUUUGAGCUCUUUAUUGACAGGCUAGGAACGGACAUUAUAGCACACUGUACAAUGUCAGAUUGGAGCGCCCAUAGCAGUGUCGCUAAACGUUUUGAGGUUCCUAGUGAAAUAUUGAAAUGGGAUCAGGAGGCGAGAGAGCGGUACUUAGAAUAUGCCAGACGAGGAACGCAGACGGUGCACCACGCAAGGGGGAUGAUUGUGGGAUGUGCUGGAGCCGGAAAAACCACGUUACUGAAACGCCUGCUGGGGUGUAGUCAUGAAGAGAUACAGAAUGUGACGUCAACAGAGGGACUAGAAGUCCACGAGGAAAUAUUUGAGAUACGAAAUGGGAAACUGAAAGCAAUGAAAGAAGACAACGAAAAUAAAAAAGAAGAAACACUGGAUGGUAUUAAAAAAUUAAGUUUCUUCGACUUUGGAGGGCAGUGUGCUUACUAUGCCUGUCAUCAGAUCUACCUGACAAGGAGAGCUUUCUAUAUAGUGGUCGUGGAUGCUUCCAAAAAGAUGGAGGAAGAGGUGGACACUAAAGUGUGUGACCAAUCCGGCAGUGUUUUCCAUGGAUGGACCUAUGGAGAGUACUUUGUGUUCUGGAUUAAGUCAAUACACACCUACUGUGGUAAAGAGAAUGAAGGGGACCCCAAACCCGUAGUUCUUAUUGUGGCGUCUCACUGGGAAAAGGAGACAAGACAAUAUGAGAAUGAAGACACUUUUAUGGAAUGUCUACAGAAACAAUUUCCUGUCACCUCUAAUUUAUCGCAGUACGUAGUUGAGGAUAACUGUUAUUUCGUACAGUUUCCAGUUCUGCUCAAUGAUCUACAAGAACGUCUUGUCAAAAUUGCCUCUGAUGAACGAUGGUCGGAGAUCAUUCCAAAAGAAUGGGCAUACUUUGAAAUAGAAAUAAAUCAGACCAAACAUUUAUAUCGAGUUUUAAACGUUCUGAAAUUAGCAACAAAGAUUCCGGAGAACCCCAAUCAACAGAACACAGAAGACAAACUGAGAUCUACUAAGGAUAUGCUGAGAUAUUAUCAUGAUGCAGGGAAGGUUCUUUAUUUUAAUGAAGAAGGACUUGAGAAAUCUGUUAUCAUGGACGUGCAGUGGUUCAUUGAUGCGUUCAAACACAUCAUUACGGACAAGUUACACCUAAAAGGUAUUGAUGCAUCUAAACAGGAAUGGAAUGAAUAUUACGAAACUGGACAUCUGCAAGAAGGUCUAUUGGUAGAAAUUUGGAAAAAUAAAGAUGAUAUCUUACAUAAACAGCUAAAAGACAAAGAUCCAAAUUACAAAAUGAAAACUGGAUUGUAUUUGAAAGAUCAACGAUACCUACUCCAUCAUAAAGAAUUACUUUUGAAAAUUAUGCAAAGGCUUGGUUUGCUGGCCAUUAGGAAACCAUCGUACUACGUUCCGUGUAUGAACCGGAAAGAGAUGGAGGAAGGCAUUCCAGCUCUUAUCAAUGAGACGAAGAGCAAAUCAUCAGUUCUUAUUUAUCAUUUCACUUUUUUGCCAUAUUUCUUGUUUUUUCGUCUUGUUGUUGCUUGUAUGCAAGAAGAAGGUUGGAAUGUAUUGAUAUCUCGCGAUACGCCAUGCCUCUACAAAAAUGUAGCUUUAUUUUCUUCAGAUGGUUACAAUAUUGUUCUCUCGGUCACAGCAGCAUCUAUACAGCUUCAAAUAUUUCAAUCUGAGGAAGGAAAUGAUUUGGACAAGACUAAAACUUUCAAUAUUCAGGACAGGAUUGAAGGUGUUUUAAAUGAUAUUACUGGGACGUUUCACAGAAAGAUUGCAUUUGUUAGAGGAUUUAAAUGUCAAAAGGAAGAAAAACAAACGAUUGCUAUGGACAUAGAAUGACACUUUUUGCCAGAAAAUGAAAUUCGGAAAGGGGAUGAUGUAUUAUGUCCUUUGCACUCCAUUACUAAUCGACAUUCCCUAAACACAAAUGAGUUAACUAAAUACUGGAGAGUGUAAAGUAUCGAGCUUUCCCACUGUUGUGUAAGCAUAUGAAAACU
This is a messenger RNA of Saccostrea cuccullata (small rock oyster), 2401 nucleotides long. RefSeq names its product probable serine/threonine-protein kinase pats1. The coding region runs from base 150 to 2243 and encodes 697 amino acids. The record is from RefSeq and is a predicted model, not a curated record. The transcript has 5 exons. NCBI's taxonomy places the organism in Eukaryota, Metazoa, Mollusca, Bivalvia, Ostreida, Ostreidae.